Messenger RNA from Chelmon rostratus (copperband butterflyfish), 8024 nucleotides. RefSeq names its product WD repeat domain 81 (gene wdr81). Lineage: Eukaryota; Metazoa; Chordata; Actinopteri; Chaetodontiformes; Chaetodontidae. Bases 377 to 6610 code for a protein of 2077 amino acids. The record is from RefSeq and is a predicted model, not a curated record. Gene Ontology annotation, cellular component: mitochondrion. The transcript has 12 exons. Gene Ontology annotation, molecular function: protein binding; phosphatidylinositol 3-kinase regulator activity. Gene Ontology annotation, biological process: aggrephagy.
GGCUCCAACUAGCACAGAACAAAAACACCGUCGGCUGACUGACUGUGGUCUGCCUGCUGACACGCAUCAGUAAGCAUCACAAAAUGGAGCCAGCAGUUAGAUGUGGUCCCGCAGUAUGUCCUCGUUUCAUUAAGUUAAUUUAGCACAAACUCACGAUGCGUGAGACCGACGGUGCACCGUUAGCUUAACGCUAGCUAGCUGUCAACUGCUACAAGUGGUGAGAGUUAUAUUCUCAGGCGGACAGUUGGAAGAGGAGAUUUGGUCUGCCCUUGAUGACUUUGAUUUCCUCCUCCAUGAAUGUCUGAAAGUCGUCCUUGUGGGAGACAGAGAGGUCUACGCAGCAGGACAUUGUGCGACUCUUAACAAGAGACUUGCCAUGGAUUGGCUGAUGAAUUCAGUUGAGAAAGACUUGGGGGUUGACCGACGGCAGCAAGGCCCAGGUCCCCGUCCCAGGGAGCUUGUAGCCCUUGUUCCUACACGCUGGGUGAUGGGCCUGAGGGAGAGGAGGGUCAUGCGCUGUACCCGAUUUGACAGCAUCAAUGAGGCAGAAAUCCGGACGUACCUUCAGUGUUCCCAAGCAAAGUUGCCACCUGGCUGGACACGUGUGUGCAUUCAAGGUCUGAGGAAAAGCAAGCUGAGCUACAGAUUGGCCAGAGACCCUUGCCCUCAACAAAUGGAAUUAAUGUCACAGGAUUCUUAUGUCAAAACCAUGCAGUGUGUGUCGCAACAUAAUGUCAGGAAUCUGUGGCGUGAAGCUCAUUACAAGCUUGUGCAGACAUAUGCAGGAGCCAGUGAGCAGAUGCAUACUGCGGCUGUAGAUGCGGUGCGUCAUGCUUUACAGAAGCUCUUCAAUUCUACAUUCUUCUCAUCUGACAAGGUGUCUCCAUCCCUUUCUCCAGCCAGAGAAAAGGAGAAAGAAAACUACUUCUCAUCUGGUUCAUCUUGCUUUUCCAAGUCCCAGUCAGACCAUCUUUGUCCCAAUGUUCUACCUGCAGAGUGUCUGCUGGAGACAGCAGAGAUGCUCUAUGUGAUUCUACCAUAUACUCAGUAUACACUCCAUGAUAUUGUCUCCUUCAGCCCAGCCAAGCUUGCUAACAGCCAUGCCAAAGUGUUGUUCAUUCUGUACCAGUUACUGAUUGCCCUGCAGGCAUGUCACGCAGCAGGACUUUCUUGUGGAGAGCUCUCCCUGCAGGACAUAGCUGUAGAUGAGCAGCUCUGCAGCCGCCUCAGAAUCAACCUAGCCCAUUAUGAGGAACUGGGGCCAGAAGGGGAUGCAAACAGUGAUGUUAGUGGCAGAGAAGUGCCAAAAAGUGUCCUGCCAAGGGACCACUCGUGUGUGAGCCAAGAGAACAAGAGACUUUGCAAAGACUGCUUUGGUGAACUCAAGAUGUUGGUUCUUGACUGGGUCCAUGGAAGAGUCAGUAACUUCCGCUACUUGAUGGAACUGAACAGGCUGGCAGGACGCAGAGAAGGAGACCCUAAUUAUCACCCAGUGCUGCCUUGGGUGGUGGAUUUCACUGUGCCAUUUGGAAAAUUCCGGGACCUCAGGAGGUCAAAGUUCAGGCUCAAUAAAGGGGAUAAGCAGCUGGACUUUACAUACGAGAUGACCAAAGAGGCUUUGGCAGCUGCGGUGGGUAAUGGGGUGGGUGGAAGUGGUGUAGGCGGAGACCUCAGUGGCUCUGUAGGUGCUGGUGGUGCUGGACAGCCUGACCACCUCCAUGUACCUCAUCACAUAUCUGACGUGCUCUCAGACAUUACCUACUAUGUCUACAAAGCCCGGCAGACACCCAAGUCAGUGUUGUGCAGCCAUGUUAGAUCCCAGUGGGAGCCUAAUGAAUACCCAGCCAGUAUGGAGCGCAUGCAGAGUUGGACCCCUGAUGAGUGCAUUCCAGAGUUCUACACAGAUCCCUCUAUUUUCCGCUCUAUCCACCCUGACAUGCCAGACCUGGAUGUGCCUUCCUGGUGCAAGUCGUGUGAGGAGUUUGUUGAGGUCCAUCGACGCCUUCUGGAGAGCCGAGAGGUGUCCCAGCAUUUGCAUCACUGGAUAGAUCUCACGUUUGGUUAUAAGCUUUCUGGUAAAGAAGCUGUCAAGGCCAAGAAUGUGUGCCUGCACCUAGUGGACAACCACACCAAUCUGACUACCUAUGGUGUAGUUCAGCUGUUUGACCAGCCCCACCCACCCCGCUUAUCUCCUUCCCAGUACGCCCCAGCAGAACCUCCUCUUCUUGGCCUUGCUGCUCUUACUGUGCCUUCUCUACACGUCCCUCAAAUCAACACCAUGGCUGACACUGUGGAUGGAAUGGUGCCAGAGUCCACAGGGUGUGAGUCCAGCGGAUGGACCAUGGUAGACAGAGAUGAAGAGCUUGAACAAGGUAUGGAAGCUUUGGACUCAUUAGCAUCCACAGGCUCUUCUGUUUCUGCGUCCUGCUCUGUCCCAAUGCCAAGCACGGCGGGAGGAAAGAUGGGAGCAGAGCACACAGCACUUAUUGUAUCUCAGUCCCCGAGUUCAUUCCCUGGUGAUUUCACAAGCGGCUUAGGCCCUGGUUUACGCAGUGCCAUGUUACAAAGAGGUGGGCCAACGAACAAAAAACAUGGGGAGGGCAGUGUGACUGCCAGCAGUGCAGAGGAAAUCAGAAUUACCCUCCCUGAGGGCUUCAACCCAUUGCAGCCUUUGGAAGAGCUGGAGAAGUUGAACAAUUUCCUGGUGAAGAGUCUGCAUGCUGAAGUGUGGCAUCCUGCAGGAUCAAGUGACUGCAUGAGAGACGGUGUGAUAUUUGAAUCUCUACCUUCUCUGACACAGCUCUACCAAAGAGACAUGCAGGCCCUUGGCGUUCUCAUCGCUGAGAUAUUCUACUCCUCUAAACUGAGAGGACUGAAACCAGGCAACCCCCUCAGACAGCGUUUCCAAGCUGUUAUGAAGCUAUGCUCUGCCAGCCUCCGUGAUGUGCCACUGUCUUUGCAUCAUGCUCUUGAGACACUGCUGCUGAUGGAGAAGCACUCUGGUAUAGCACACAGAGAAGUACCAGAUUGCCCACGUCCACUUCUUUUCAAAUAUGACCCCAUCUGCGAUGGUCUGCCUCCCCCAAACCCCUGCCAGUUACUGAACUCAGUUAUCUCCCCCCUCCCUUUCCCUUCUUAUUUUGCAGCCCUUCAUCAUUUUAUCUUUUCCUACCACGCCAAGAUAGAGACUACGUGUAGUCUUCAAGGAAGAGAUGUUGUCUUUCACCUCUGGCAGCAGCUUGAGACACUGUUGCGGGGAAACAUUACAGCUGAGGGUCUUGAGAUUCUCUUGCCUUUCAUUUUAGCCCUAAUGCUUGAGGAGUCCACUGCUGUCUAUGCUGCUUGGUACCUUUUCGAGCCCAUCUCUAGAGUACUGGGUCCCAGAAAUGCAAACAAGUACUUACAGAAGCCACUGAUCAAUGUUUAUGAAAACCCUCACUGCCUGCGAGGACGUUUCUAUCUCUACACUGACUGCUUCAUUCUGCAGCUGAUUGUGAGGCUCGGCCUGCAAGCCUUUCUGUCCAGCCUACUCCCCCAUGUGCUGCAGGUCAUCACUGGCUUUGAAAGCUGCAUCUCAGGCACUGGCGGGGAAGCUUGCAAAGGCCUCAGGGGUGGUACAUGCAAUCUAGGAGAGGAAGAGGAAGAGGACUUUCAGUGUGGUGAGGUGCGGUCAUCUUCUGGGUCUGUUAGCGGGAAUAUGGGAGGUAGCAGUGGAGCCAGUGGAGGGGUCGUGGUAGGAGACGCAGGGCUGGUCGAUUACUCCUCUGGCAUCAGCCUAAAUGACCAAGUGUUUCUCUCAGAGGCAGAGGACUUUCAGAAUGGGUUCUAUGUCAACAGUGGAGCAGGGGUGGCUGCUGGGAAACAGCAGAGCCAGAACUCUGCAGCCAAGGAUCAAGACCAGGAGUCUUUAAGUGUUGGGAAACUAAGUGACAAAAGCAGCACAAGUGAGCUCUCACUGGGUGAUGGAGACUCAAUGCGGGAUCGAGCCAGUCUCAAAUCAGCUGACAGCAGUCAGGACCUGAAACAUGCUAGUGAAGGAGAGGAGGGAGGAGAGCUUGAGGAAGAAGAGGUGACUGAGACUAAUGAGGGUAAAGAGGGUACAGAUGACCCUGCUGUACCCAACCUGGAGCUUACUCUCUCUGGUUGCACAGAAGCUUCAGGAGCCACAGUUGCCACUCUGGAGGGAGAGUUUGUGAAUGGAAUGGCACUGGAAGACACUGAUAAAGGCAAUGUGGGAGAGCAGGAGGAGGACCACGAUCCAUCAGAAGAGUCUGAGGAGAAAGAGCAAAAGAUUCUUCUAGAUACAGUCUGCAAAACAGUUCGAUGGCUGUCAGCAAAGCUUGGACCAACAGUGACGUCUCGAUACAUUGCAAGAAAUUUGCUGAGAUUGCUUACAAAUUGUUACAUUGGGCCGCAGAAGCACCAGUUUGUGACCCCUACAUCUGAGGAGAGCAGUCUGGAGAGUGUGGGAAUGAGCAGAGUAUAUGAGAAGAAACCUGUGGUUGGUGACCAAACUGCAGGGCCUGUGUUGGACUGUCUCAUCUACAUAGCUCAGCUUUAUGGAGAGCCUGUACUCACUUACCAGUACCUGCCUUAUAUAGGAUAUCUGGUUUGUCCACCUUCUUCACAGCGGCUUAACACACGAAAGGAGGCAAGUCUGCUGGGAGCUGUUGCACUUACACAGAAGAUCGUUGUCUUUCUCUCCGAUACCACUCUAAUGGACAUGCUCAUGAAGAUCAAUCAGGAUGUGCUCCUCCCACUGCUGGACCUACUCACCACCCCUCGUAUGGGGUUCCCCAGUGGGGUGCAGACACGCACCGCCGUCUGUCUCAAGACACUCAGCCUGAUGGCUCUCAUCUGUCUGCGCAUUGGGAGGGAGAUGGUGCAACAGCAUAUGGCCGACACUCUGCGUCGGUUCUUUGCUGUUUUCUCUCUGCUGCAUUCACUGCAGCCCCAGUUGGACAUGGCCCCUCGCAGAGUUGUGGGAGAAGUCGUUGUUGUGGACGUCUGCACACCCGAGGAGUCAAAUGUCACAUAUGAGUUGGGGGUAUUGGAGGAGCUGCAGACUGUUUUCAACCCUGAGAUGGCUCAUGUCUCCUACGUCACCUUCUCUUGUCUCAUAGGUGACAUGGCAAUUCCGAAACUGUUUCCUAACCAUGAGCUGGUCUGGCAGUUGGCCCAGUCUUACCAUCAUAGUCUGAGUCAGGGGAGUCCAGAAACGAACCUCACAGCAGCAUCCAGGGUGGAGCUACCUCCUUCCUCCAUAGGACUCUCUUCGGGUUUUGCCAGACGUGCCGGUUGCAGCCCAUUCCCUGCACCCUUGACUAGCUCCACCCAGCUCGGAGACUCCCUCCCUGAGUCAGGCACUUUUGGGAGCCACCUGGUAGGAAACCGUAUACAAGUGUCAUGUGACACUGAUUAUGACAGUAGCCUGAACCUGGGCUUAGCCAACUCUUGGGGACGCUCCAGCCAUACCAACCCCAUCAUCACCACUGCCUCCACCUUCACCACUCCAUCUGUUGGCAAAGUUUCCUCUUCUUCCUCCUGGGUGACAGACCCCAGCCUAGAAGUCAGUGCCCUGAAACAGGAGCUCCCUCGCAGUGGCCGCUCCCUGCAGGGCAACUGGCUGGCCUACUGGCAGUAUGAGAUUGGCCUCAACCAGCAGGAUCCACAUUUCCACUUCCACCAGAUCCGACUGCAGAGCUUCCUGGGUCACUCAGGCACCACAAAGUGUUUGGCGCCACUGGCAGGAGAGGAUUACUUCCUUUCUGGUAGUAAAGACAAGACUGUGAAACUUUGGCCCCUCUAUAACCACGGUGAUGGAACACAGGAGGUUGACCCCAGGCUGACGUACAACGACCAUCGAAAGUCAGUCUUCUAUGUGGGACAGCUGGAGGCGUCACAGGAGGUAGUCAGCUGUGAUGGCACUGUGCACCUGUGGGACCAGUAUACAGGCAAGCAGAUCCGCUCGUAUGAAGCCGUGGACGGUAAGAAUCCCAUCACAGCUGUCACCACCAUGCCAGCUCCACACUGCAGUGUUGUGUUUGGCAGUGCGGAUUCUGUUCUCCGCUUCAUUGAUCCUCGCAAACCAGGACUGCAGCAUGAAUUUCGUCUGGCAUACAACAAUGUGAGCGCCGGGCUCAUCCGCUACCUGGCAGUGAGCCCUUCAGGGCGCACUGUGGCUGCAGGUUUCUCAUCUGGCUUCAUUGUUCUGCUAGAUGCGCGUACUGGACUUAUUCUGAAGGGCUGGCCGGCUCAUGAGGGAGACAUCCUCCAAAUGAGGGCUGCAGAAGGAAACUUGGUCAUCAGCUCCUCCACCGACUACACACUCACUGUGUGGAAAGAUCUGGAACACAAGCCUUUUCGCCAGUACAAGUCGCAGUCCGACCCCAUUCACGCCUUUGACCUUUACGGUUCAGAGAUUGUAACCGGAACAGUGGCUAACAAGAUCGGGGUGUACUCCAUGGCGGAUAUCUCCCUGAGCCCUGUUAGCAGCACAAAGCUGAGCUCGGAGAACUUCCGCGGCACACUGACCAGCCUGGCAGUCCUGCCCACCAAGAGGCUCCUGCUGCUGGGCUCUGAGAACGGGGCCAUCCGGUUAUUAGCGUAGGGAAAAUCAAUAGCUCCCAGCUACUCGAAACACUCUUAGCCACUUCCACUAUAUUGCUUUUUGACUGAAGCAGCACAAACAACGGCAUUGUAUAAGCUUCAUGUCUACUGAAUCUUGCUACUCCGGCACCAAAUUUGAUGAACAGGAAAUAUGUGCCACACAGUUAACAUUUAUCAUGUACAGUAAAUCCCAUGAUAUUUUAAAAGUCUAUUGAUGUAUAGAUAGUAUAUAUUGGGAAAUUCUUAUCUUGACAAGGUCAUUUGUUCUUUUGACUCGAUCAGUUAUUCUGUUCAAAAGAAUGGAUCAGAGGACGUGCUCAGGAAGGUGGAACCGAACACGGUUCUUAUGUAGUGUUUACACUUUCCACAUAGAUGCAUAACAACACCAAAAAUACAUUGACCUCAACUUUCAUUUCCCUUGAUGUUAGAAUACAUGCGUAUCCAAAUGCACUGAUUAAACUAUGCAGUAUUUGUAGAUCGAAUCAUUUGUUUGUGUUAGCGUCACGCCGUGUUUCAUGAGAGAUGUUUCACGUUAGAUUGUUUAUACUUCAUGAACAAUAAAAGUACACUCACUGUUUUGUCGACAGUCUCGGUGCAUCUUCUCAGAGUGGAGACGCUUCAGUUGUCGUCGCAUACAAGACUCAGUUACUGAUGCGCAGCCUUCAUUCUACUGCACAAGUAUGGCCUGAAUUGUACCAUUAAGAUUCUCACUCAGAUUUUAAAAACUGAAUGUUUUUAUCCACUAAUAAAUUACUUGAAGUUGCUUUUGGAUUUUUAAACAGUUGAUUUAGCAGUCAGAACCUGUAGCAACAUUAUAUUGGGAGUGCAUAUAGGCAGAUACCACUUUGACUGCCAGUUCUUUCUAAUUUCUGACUACAAAAGCUAACAUAGGAGCAGUCAAUGCCAAGAUGAAGAGUUUUGUAUUUUAACAUUUAUAUGUAACUGCAUAUGAAUAUGUUGAGAAAAUACGAACAAAACUUAACAAUAAAAAAUGUGGUUUAACUUGCUGCAGUAGAAUUUUUUGUCUCUUAAACCCAGCCCAGUUUCCACAAAACGCUGAAUAAAUAUCAGUUUUCAAAGGCCAACAGCAUCUAAUGAGCAAAGCUCUCCCCUUUUGUGUGAUUUUUCAAUCGCUGUCAUGUUGUAAAACACAGUUUGCCUACUUUUCUAAUUAUUUGCCCAAAGCUCAAAAUGCUCUAGAAGUGUAUUACAUCUUUUGAUAUUUUGUGUUUUAUUUUUUUGUAAACCUGGAGUGAAAGCUCAAUAAUAAUAAUAAAGCAGCAAACUUGUUUUGAAAAAUACAAUUUGUAGUUUGUAUUGAUAAUUGGUUAUGAUUUUCCCGCUAUCUCUUUGAACAUUUUAAGAAAAAUCCAAGAAAACGCUUCUUUUUUUUAACUGGAUUAAUAAAAAAACCA